AUCCCUUAAAAAAAUCCAUAGAUAAUAAAAUAUUAAUACUCUUGUCAAGCAGUUAACCUAAAAUUUUAUUAGAAUUUAAAAAUAAUAGAUAGAGAACUGAGGCUGGAAAGUAUUAUUCUUUAUCUUUUCCUCAGAUACUUUUCUUCCAUUAUGUAACAGAAUUUUAUUAGAUAUUAUAAGUAUUAACCAUUCGCUAGAAAAAAAAACAAAAAUGUUUGGGCUGCGGGCUUCUGUUAUGAAAUCAGCUAUUAUUGUGCCGACAAUGUUUUCACAACAAACAAGGAACACUUUUAUCUUGCGACGCAGAUGGCCACCACCACUUCACAAGAAAGGUGGUAAAGUGCCUAAAAUGAAAGGCAGACACUUCGUUUAUGACUUAGUAGAAGAUACUAGUGUUAAAAAGAAACCAGACAUAAGAAUUGUUUUAAAUCAAUUUGUUGAAGGAGUUGGAACAACUGGAGAUGUUUUAACACUACAUUUGAACAAAGCAUAUGAAAACUUCAUAUUGCCAGGUCUUGCUGUGUAUGCCAAUCCAGAAAAUUUGGAAAAAUAUAAAACCUAUGAAAAACGUCCUCUAGAAGAAAAUACUCACAGCUCUCCAUUUGUGAAAAGGACAAUGGAUUGUUUACACAGAUUAGUACUUCGUGUAACAAUGAGCAAUUCUGAACCAUGGACUCUACAGCCCUGGCAUCUCAAAGCUUCAUUUCGCAAGUCAGGCUUCGUAGUUCCUGAGAGUGCUAUUGAAAUGCCUCCAGUGCAAAUCAAGGGCCCAGAUCCAAAUUUACUCGACAAAGAAUUUUAUGUUACAGUAACAAUAAACAAAAAGGAGAAAGUACAUGUCAGAUGUAGAAUAUAUCACUGGGCAGCAGGUCAAGAGCAAUUACCUUUUGAAGAAAGUUACUGGAAGAAACCUAAACAGCCACUGAUACCCGAACAAGCAGAAGUACUUCAAAAAUUUCCUUACCAAAAUGAAUAGUAACAGAUUUUUAAAUGCAUAAAUAAUACAGUAAAUGAAUUGCAUAAACAAAUUUUAAUUUCCGCACACAUUUUUGCUAUCUUAAGAAUCUAAAUGUAAUAAAUAAAAAAUUGAUAUUUUGUUGACUGAAAAAUAUAGACCUUCAUACGUAGGUAAUAUAAGCAAAGAUUUAAAAUAUAAUGAAUGUUGAUUUUGAAGUUAUGUUAUUACACGAAAAGAGUUUAUAAUACAA
This is a messenger RNA of Bombyx mori (domestic silkworm), 1208 nucleotides long. RefSeq names its product large ribosomal subunit protein bL9m (gene mRpL9). Gene Ontology annotation, biological process: translation. The transcript has 5 exons. Gene Ontology annotation, cellular component: ribosome; mitochondrion. The record is from RefSeq and is a predicted model, not a curated record. Bases 212 to 976 code for a protein of 254 amino acids. NCBI's taxonomy places the organism in Eukaryota, Metazoa, Arthropoda, Insecta, Lepidoptera, Bombycidae. Gene Ontology annotation, molecular function: structural constituent of ribosome.